AUGACGUCUCCUGUUAUGAAGGAUGAUAAAAAUGAUGAAUCGAACUAUGAUUUUAAAGAAUACUAUCCUAGAGACAAAACUUUGAAAUUACGUGAUAUUUAUAUUCCAACUUGUACAGAACUUUUUUAUCGUGAAAAUCCACUUAAAAUUGUUCGUUGUCAAGGAACAUAUAUGUAUGAUGAAUUAGGCAAUAAAUAUUUAGAUUGUAUUAAUAAUGUUGCACAUGUUGGUCAUUGUCAUCCAUAUGUUAAUGAACAAAUUUAUAGACAAAUGGGUGCAUGUGCAACAAAUAAUCGUUAUUUACAUGAUAAUACUGUUAUUCUUGCUGAAAAAAUUGCUAAAACAUUACCAAAAGGUCUUGAACAAAUUUUUUAUACUAAUUCAGCAUCUGAGGCUAACGAUUUAGCAAUUCGUUUAGCUAGAGAAUACACAGGAAAUCAUGAUAUUCUUGUACUUGAUAAUGCUUAUCAUGGUCAUUUGAUAAGUGUUGUUGAAUUGUCUACUUAUAUGUAUAAGAAAAUGACGAAACAAACAAAAAUGCCUGAACAUGUUCAUGUUGGUAUGGUUGAUCCUGGUGAAGAUGUAAGUCAAACAAUAAAACGUGAAUUUCAAGAAGAAGCAUUGCAAGAUAAUACUGAUGAACAGUAUAUAAAUCAAUUAUUUUCUAAUGGAUAUAAAAUAUAUGAAUCAUAUGUUGAUGAUCCAAGAAAUACAGAUAAUUCUUGGAUGGAAACAGUUGCUAUACUUUAUCACGAUGAAACAGGUGAAUUAACUAAACACAUUCAUUUGAAUGCAGGUGAUGAUGCUGGACAAGUUGCGUGGUGUCCAAUUGAUCGAAAACUUAAAUUAUAUGCCAAUCAUAAAGAAAUUGUUAAAGCAGCUGUCGAUCGACUUGGCGCAUAUUGGUAA
Rotaria sp. Silwood1 is the source of this 909-nucleotide messenger RNA. The record is from the annotation of a GenBank genome assembly. NCBI's taxonomy places the organism in Eukaryota, Metazoa, Rotifera, Eurotatoria, Philodinida, Philodinidae.